This is a messenger RNA of Funneliformis geosporum, 783 nucleotides long. Lineage: Eukaryota; Fungi; Glomeromycota; Glomeromycetes; Glomerales; Glomeraceae. The record is from the annotation of a GenBank genome assembly.
AUGAUAACGGAUGAAAAGCAGGUGGAUAGGUUGCAAGUGCAACACCAUCUCUUACGAACGCUAUGGGGGGGCAACUUCUGCUCACCUAUAGCAGAAGAAUUAAGAGCCGGUGGAUCUUAUGUUCUGGACGUGGGAUGCGGUCCAGGAACAUGGAUUUGUGAUAUGGCCUCAGACUUCCCUAAUUCAAACUUCACAGGUGUCGAUAUAGUCGCCACUUUCCCAACCGAGAGACCCCGAAAUGUAACCUUUCAAAAUGGCAACUUAAUAGAAAGGUUACCUUUUGAUGAUAGCUCAUUUGACUUCGUUCAUAUGAGCUCCAAGGUACUCUAUUUCACGGAAGCUGAGUGGAGGACGAGAAUAGUCGUCGAACUCGUAAGAGUUCUCAAGCCCGGAGGUUACUUGGAACUUGAGGAUGGGGACGGGGAAUGCUAUAAUAUGUCUCCAACAUAUGACCGCAUAUCCAAAGCGGUCCUGGCCCAAUUAUAUGCCAGGAAUAUGAACCCGUUCAUAGUUCAGCAAAUCGAGGAGAUAAUGGAAUCCUCCGGGCUAAUAAAUAUUCGGCAUAAGGAAGUUAUCGUCCCGAUUGGAAACUGGGGUGGCAAUCUCGGAAUGUUAAUGGUAGAUCUAGUUGGAAGUCUUUUUGACGGGUUAAGAGAUAAAAUAACCAGUCAAAUGAAUAUUCGUCCUCAAAAUUUUGACCGAGUUCUAGAAACUUGCAAAAAUGAAUUGGACAUCUACAAGACUUAUGCCAAAUGUUAUCGGUUUUAUUCAAUGAAAGCAUAA